ACAGCUCUCUGCCACUUCUCGCUUGCUCUUCGCUUUCCUCUACAGUGUGCGAGACACACUCCUACCUGUCUGGAACUGUCUGCUUUUACUAUCCUGGCACUCAUAGUCCAGCACAUGUGGUAACAUCCGCGACGCGCUUCACAAGAAUCACGACUCGAGACGUUUUGAGACGUCGCACCUUCUGCAUCGAGGCUCUUUUCGCGAGCAAACACCAUGGGCAUCACAGGUCUUCUGCCUCUCAUGAGGGACAUUCAGGUCCAGCGACCACUGUCAUAUUUCGCCGGACAAACCCUUGCCGUGGACGCAUACGUGUGGCUACACAAAGGGAUCUGCGGAUGUGCGCCGGAGUUAGCGACGAAGAAACCUACAACAAAGUAUGUCGACUACGCAAUGCAUCGUGUCCGCAUGCUGCAACAUCACCGUAUUCAACCGUACGUCGUCUUCGACGGAGGUCCGCUCCCGGCAAAGCAGAGAACCGAAUCAGACCGGAAGAAACGGCGUGAUGAGAAUCUCGCCCGUGCCAAUGCGCUGGCAGCCCAAGGCAAGCACAGAGAUGCUCGUGAGUACUACACGAAGUGCGUCGACGUCACGCCCCAAAUGGCAUAUCAGCUCAUCAAGGCACUGCGUGCAGAAUCUGUGCCAUACGUCGUCGCGCCGUACGAAGCCGACGCGCAGCUGGCGUACCUUGAGCGCAUCGGCCUCGUCGACGGAAUAAUUACGGAGGAUUCCGACCUACUUGUCUUCGGAUGCAGGAAAGUGCUUCUCAAAAUGGACGUCGAUGCGAGCAGGAUCACAUGCAUCUCGCGUGACGAUUUCGCCUCCCUUGCUUCCGGCUCCUCUGGCGGGAUUUCUUUGUUUGGCUGGUCGGACGUGCAGUUUCGUCAUAUGGCGAUCUUGGGCGGGUGCGACUAUCUUCCUAACAUUCAUGGCAUCGGGUUGAAGACGGCGUGGUCGCUUCUGCGGAAAUACAAGACCGUUGAGAACGUGAUCCGCGUGUUGAGCCUGGAAGGCAAGAAGAAGAUACCACAGGGGUAUCUCGAAGCCUUCCGAAUGGCAGAGAAGGUGUUCUUGUAUCAGAGAGUGUACGAUCCCACGCAAGAAAGACUCGUGCACUUGAUGGAUCUCCCCGAAGGCGAACAAUGGGAUGAAGAGAUGGAGGCAUAUGUCGGAGCGAACCUCGAUGCGUCGUUAGCAAAGCGUGUUGCGGAAGGCGACGCGUGCCCUAUCAGUCUUCUGCCUAUGGAAGACAUUAACCCAACGUUCGCGCCACGCGCUCUCAGGCCGCUUCCAAUGAAUCAGUCAACACAGCACAGGGCGGGUAAAGAUAGAGGCAAAGCGAGGCGUAAAGUGCCGGGGAAACCUGACGCAGGCAUCCUGAGUUUCUUCCCACCGAAGGUUAAGGUGGAUGCUCCGUCGAGGGCUCUGUCACAGACCGCCACGCGCGAGGGCCAGCCUAGCGUGAAGUUAAAUACGACGGCCGGCCGUUCUAGUGGUAAACGGACGUUAGCGGAAGUGAUGGACCGAGAUAUGGCGGCCAAGCGGAAGAAGCAAGAUGAAACAUGCCCCGAGAUUCCAAUCGCUGGACCUUCAUCGUCGAGAUUCUUCUGCGCUGUUUCGUCAUCUCCACCGGGUGGGAUGGACCGGCAGUGUCAUGACCGCGAAGCCGCUGCGGACCCAUCACACCUGGAAGAGGACAAGGAGAACGUGCCGUAUCCCGAGGACGAUGAAGGGCUCAUGACUGUGUUGGACCCGGUGACGCAGGAGGACGGGUACAUCUCGCCCUCUCCAUCUAUGGUGCGGUGGGACACUCCGGAGCUGUCCUCGCCGCUGCAAGCGAGGGAGCCACCGGAACAGUACGACUCCACCGACGAUGAUGACAACUUUGGUACGGAUGUUCUUUCGAGCCCCUCAACGAUCAAGCCAAUUCCACGCCUUAUUGAACAUAUGGCAUUCGGCAAACGCAACUUGGCAAUUGGCAAUGACGAAGUUGGCACGGUGCUAGUGCGCGACACACCGUCACCCGGACGGCAUGACGAACUGGCGGUGGAGGAGGACCAGGAGUUCGGUCCUGAUCUCCGGCGGACACUGGGGGAGUGCGACUGGGAAGAGGUGACGAGUGACAGUGAAUGUGCAGACGCAUCACCGCAGCCUGUGUGCAGUACGAGCUCUUCACCCGGGCCCGUGACACCAGACGACUCGGCAGAACGAGCGCAUAAUGGAGCGAUCAUCCUGGAUGAGGACCCGGCGGAUGCCGAUGAAUUGGACGAGCUGUUGGACCCACAAGACAUUGCGAGCCGUAAUGCCAAGGUAGCGAACGGCUGGUGGGAAAAAUGGGGGCGCACGACACGGCCAAACGGUUGGAAGCAGACACCACUGAGACGUAGGGAGACCACGGUGACUCUGGACGGACGGCAGCGGCCCCUGCAGCCGCGGCCGCGCUCCGGACAGAGGGACUCAAAGCGAGAUGCGUGCGAGCAGGAUCUACGUGCGGCCGGGAGAAGGAGCCUUAUUUUCACGGAAGAGAUGCAGACAGGACCACCUUCUCAUCGCAGCAGCUGUGCACGGGCCGGCUCAGGAGGAUCCAAGAAGGAAGAGGACGUUGGUACGACAACCAAGAAUAGGCUUGCGGAGUUCAGGUAGGUCAUAGUUGUAUUUUACAUGAACACGACGUUGCGUGACCUCACCGAACCCGCGAACGUGAACAUGCAGGUGGACGGCUGGGUGACGAUUCUGUCAAUCCUGCAGGAUCUGAUACUGGCGGAAAUGAUCGCUGGUUCGUCGAGUGGAUAUUGUGUUGUGAAUUUGUUUGGUGUUCUUGGAAUGGCUAUCGAUCGCAUGUAAUGGCAUUUGGAUUGCCUGUUGUGAAGUGUGCGCUGUGGGGGAGAUUACGGCAGACCGAUCUCGACCUGA
Messenger RNA from Laetiporus sulphureus 93-53, 2910 nucleotides. RefSeq lists its product as uncharacterized. The record is from RefSeq and is a predicted model, not a curated record. Bases 214 to 2640 code for a protein of 808 amino acids. Gene Ontology annotation, molecular function: 5'-3' DNA exonuclease activity; 5'-flap endonuclease activity; DNA binding. Gene Ontology annotation, biological process: DNA double-strand break processing; DNA recombination; mismatch repair. Gene Ontology annotation, cellular component: nucleus. The transcript is spliced from 6 exons. NCBI's taxonomy places the organism in Eukaryota, Fungi, Basidiomycota, Agaricomycetes, Polyporales, Laetiporaceae.